This is a messenger RNA of Stegodyphus dumicola, 2763 nucleotides long. RefSeq names its product pancreatic triacylglycerol lipase-like. Gene Ontology annotation, molecular function: lipase activity. The record is from RefSeq and is a predicted model, not a curated record. Gene Ontology annotation, biological process: lipid catabolic process. Lineage: Eukaryota; Metazoa; Arthropoda; Arachnida; Araneae; Eresidae.
UGAGGUGGCAGUUUCGUAACUUAAAAAGCAGCUUUUCUAGACAUUUUACGUGUCAUAAAAGUAUGUUAUUUAAUUAUUAUUUACAAAGAGACGAACAAAAACCUUGAGAGAUGGCUCAUAUUCUGUUGGGUAUUUUAUGGGUUUUGGCAACUUGUGUAAAUGGAAAAGAAACUAAAGGUUCAGAAACAGUGAUUGUUGAUCAAAAUACAAAAAAGGAACGAAAUUUUGUUAACAUGGGAGAGCUGGGGGCUUUUGAUACUGGCUAUCCAUUUGAUUAUCCUCCACUGGAAAGAAUGCUUAGUGAAGAACCAGACAGUAGAGAAACUAUUGGCACAGUGUUCCGGUUUUUCAGAUCAACAAAGAAGAAUAUUCCACUGUACCUUUCUAAUAUGAACUUCUCCUCGGUAGAUAUCAGUGAGAGUGAUUUCUGCCGAAAGUGUAAGACGUAUUUUCUCAUACAUGACUAUGAUGGAAAAAAUGCGGAAUGGCAGUGUAGACUAGAGAAUGCAUUGUUAAACAGAACCGAGUGUAACAUAUUCAUUGUCAACUGGAAUACCGAUGUCAGGCAGCCUUAUGAAAAGGCUAUUGCUAACAUACGGGUAGUAGGUGCAGAAGUUGGAUUCUUUAUGCAGCGUAUAACAAUGUUUUCUGUAAAGCCACGUCUCAUUCAUAUCAUCGGCCAUGGACUUGGUGCACAUGCUUCCGGAUAUGCUGGUAAAUGGUUCCAUGACAGAGAAGAACUGUUAGUUGGUAGAAUUACUGGUUUAGAUCCAGCAGGCCCCUUUUUCAAUGGCGUGGAAAACAUUGUAAGAUUAGAUAAAGGUGAUGCAAGCUUCGUUGACAUCAUCCACACCAAUAUGGACGGACAAAGCUUGAAAGGUUACGGUUUAAAAGAACCUAUUGGACACCUAGACUUUUAUCCAAACGGAGGUGAAAUUCAACCUGGCUGUUCAACAGAAUUAAGUAUUAAUGCUCAGAAUGCUACUGAUGUGCUGAGCUACAUGAACAGUGUUGCCAUAAUAAAAAAAUACUCUCACACAAGCGAUACACGUUCUACAGUUGUUGAAAAUAUAUCAGAUCUGUCCUGCAGCCAUGCCAGAGCUUACGAGUACUUCAUUGCCAGUUUAGAUGAAACAAACUGCAAAUUUGUAUCCUUGACCUGCUACAGUUGGAAUGGGUAUUAUAACGGUGGCUGUGCUUCAUGCGAUACCAGCUCAUGUAUAAGGAUGGGAUUUUAUUCAGACGUAGAUGGACGUGCAAUAAAAAGUGAAACGUCUCUUAAACUUUAUGUGACUACCAAAAGCUCCCCUAAUUUUUGCUACGUAAAUCUGUUGAAAGAGCUUUCAGAUAAAUCAGUUCUUAACAAAUACAGGAUUGAACAUUUGAAUAAAAGAUUUGAAGAUCCGGCACGGCAGGCACAAUCUCUAGAAGUGGCACAACGACAAUCACAAGGGCAAGCCAUGAGUAGACAGGUGUAUAUGAAAAUAAAGCUUUCCCGUUGGAAAACUGAAGUCGUGUGUACACUUCAUGAUAUGAAGGAUGAAAGUGUUGUCGACAUGGAAGAACUGGGAAUCUUCGAUACUGGCUGUCCAUUUGAUUAUCCUCGUAUGGAAAGAGCAAUUAGCCUGAAACCACAUAGUAGAGAAAAUAUUAACACAGAAUUCAGCCUUUUCAGCUCAACAAAUAAAGAUAUUUCCGAGAAAAUUAAUAAUACACAUUUUUUUUGCUGGUCUGAGCAACAUAAAGGUUUUCCCCGUGCGAUUGAAACCUAUUUUAUUUUACGGGAUUAUCUUGGAAGAAAUUCAGAAUGGCAACUAAGGUUAAAGGAUGCCAUUUUGAAGACAAGGGCUUGCAAUGUAUUCGUCGUCGACUGGUCAGACGAUAAAGAACAGCAUUACGAACAAGCGGUUGCAAAUAUACGAGUAGUAGGAGCUGAAGUUGGUCUUCUUAUCGAGCGUCUGGUGUAUGUCUUGAAAUUCGAUCCAGGGCAGGUGCAUAUCAUUGGCCAUGGCCUUGGCGCCCAUGCAGCUGGAUAUGCCGGCAAAUGGUUCCAAAAUAGACAAAACAAGUUAAUUGGUAGAAUUACAGGUUUAGAUCCAGCAGGCCCCUAUUUCAAUGGCGUACAUAAAGUAGUGAGAUUAGAUAAAGGUGAUGCUAAAUUUGUUGAUGUCAUACAUACCAACUUAAUUGUUUAUUUAGGGUAUGGAUUAAAAACACCUAUUGGGCAUGCAGAUUACUAUCCAAAUGGAGGUGAAUUUCAACCUGGCUGUGAAUCGUCAUUAGAUGUUGGAUCUGGAAACAGAAAUGAAUUUGCGAGUUACACAAGUGGUUUCAAUGUAAUAGACAAAUUAUAUUUUAAAAGUACCAUGAAAGCCACAAAGGAAGAGCACAGAAAUCUAGUCUGCAGUCACAACAGAGCGUAUGAAUAUUUCAUUGAAAGUUUAGAAGAUGUGGACUGCAAAUUCGAUUCCAUGAGCUGCUACAACUGGCAUGCUUUUAAUUUUAGUGGAUGCGGGCCAUGCAAUCUUACCACGUGUAUGAGUAUGGGGUUUUAUUCUGACAUAGAUACAUAUUCAUUCAAAUUCGAAGGGCCUCUAAAACUGUAUUUGAAAACCAAUGACUUUCCUCCUUAUUGUAUUCCUAAUCCUCAACGACAAAUAUCAAAAUUAUACUCUGAUACCAAAAGAUUCCUUAAACAGAUUUAUCAAAGAUGUAAUUUAUUGAAAAUAGGUAUAAAAGAUCUACUCUGUUUAUAAGAAUUGA